UUCGGGUUUUGAGCUCACUACUGGCACUGAUCGCGCAAGAAUCUUUUGCUAAACUUUAACGAACGCCUUCGUAUACUUACUCUCGAAUGUCAGCGAAAUAUCGCAUAUAUGAGUCGAUAUAUCCAUAUCCACAGCGUCCGCGAAGCCAUAUUUGGUCGGGACAUCCGGGACGCCCCUGAUGACUAUCGAUGUUAGUAUCCUGCAGCACCAAGAGACCAACACGAUUAACCUCAUGCAGCAAUUCCAACAAUCUACGAGCAGACAUGCGAUGAGGAUGAAGAGGGGGAAGAGGAUUUUGGGGAUAAGGCAGAUUAUCCACUACGGCAUGAUACAAUCCGGGCACUGCGUUGUCACUAUGCCAUAUCCGAAUAAAGAUCUAGAUCAGAAACAGCAGGGGAAUGCGCUAAGGAAAACGAGCGAUUAAAACCCGGUCUGGAUCACUACAACUACAUCUACGGAUCAUUCGAUAGCGCUGAUUUCGUAGAAUGAGCCCGCAGCAUUCGGAUUUCAAAAAGCAAAUACCGUUUGGGACAAAACUGUAAAAAGCCCCAUCAUACAAAGUCUACGGAACCCUACCACAACCAAUCAGCGAAGACUUAAAGUAACUGCCUUGCUGCAGAGCUGCGCAGCUUGUGGUUACCAUGUGAGAUCAUGUCGCAUGCGAACCUGGAAAAUUUGGGAUUCUGCAGGUUUAUUGAUAGAAUAAGUGCUUGACUACUUGUACUUCACUUUAUCUUCUUUACGUCUUUAUAUCAUUGCUUUCCAGUUUUAAAAUUUAAUGACAAAAUUUUGUUAUAAAAUAUUUUUCUGAUUAAAAUUUUCUGUUACCGUAAUACCCAACCGGCCUAUCAUUGUUUUGAUUUCUGUUGGCUUUCGAAGACUUUGCCAGAAAUGAAUGACAACGGUGACAGGCCCAUUCGUAAGAAAGACAAGGAUCCUGGAGGUUCUCAAAUAACGAUCCAGACAGAAGCUGGCGAUGACAGACCAGAAGUGCAAGAUAUUGAGGAAAUCUAUAUUGACGACGAAGCCACGGAAGCUGACUUCAACCAUGGACGAAUCAAGGAGAUACCCGCUAAUCUGAACCAGCAUACCAAACUCGAGAUAUUGACCUAUAGUCAGAAUUUGCUGUCGAAAAUUCAGAAUCUGGAUCUCUUAAUCAACCUGCGUGAGCUGGACUUCCAUGAUAACCAGAUUAUGGUCAUCGAGAAUCUGGAUUCGUUGGUGAAUUUAGAGGUUUUGGAUUUGUCGUUCAAUCGCAUCUCCAAAAUAGAAAAUUUGGCCACUCUGAAGAAACUGAAAAAGUUGUAUCUGGAGAACAACCGGAUAGAAAAGAUCGAAAACCUCGACAAUUUGAAACACUUGGAAAUGUUGGAGCUCGGUUCGAAUAAAAUCCGGAGAAUCGAAAACUUGGAUGGCUUGACAGCGAUAACGCAACUAUUCCUAGGGAAAAAUAAGAUCGCAAAGAUCGAAAACAUUUGCCAUUUGAUCGGCUUACAGUUAUUGAGCAUUCAGAGCAAUCGGAUUACUAAGAUCGAAGGACUGGAUACUUUGAUCAAUUUGGAAGAAUUGUACGUGAGCGACAAUGGAUUAGUUAAAAUUGAAGGCCUGGAGAAUAAUAAACUCUUGCGUACACUUGAUCUGGCAUCUAACAGGAUUACAGCCGUGGAAAAUCUGAAACAUUUAUCCAGUUUGGAAGAGUUUUGGUUUAACAACAAUAAGGUGGAGAAGUGGGAAGAUCUGAAUGAGCUGAAAGGUCUUGCGAACUUGAAGACAGUAUAUUUUGAGGCCAAUCCCAUUCAUGCAGAGAGCACAUACCGUCGAAAGUUGAUGCUAAUUUUGCCGCAAGUUCAGCAAAUUGAUGCUACUCUUUGUCGUCUGUGAUUCAAAAGUGACUACUGGACUUUGCCAUUUUUUUCCACGCUGACACUGGACGUCUCGUAAGACUGAUUCUGAAUUUUGGUUUCUUAAUUGUCAUCUUUAUUGAUUAAAAUUGGUUAUUAUUGUACGCUGCUCGAACAGAUCUCGCUUGGCAAAAUGCAGGCGGACAGUUAUCUAGACAUUUUGUUUAGUAAUUAUACUGCCGACGCACGUAUAAUUAUUAUUUAGAGGUACGACACCUACAAAAUUUGGUAUGGUGUCAGCCAUAAUGCAGUGACUGAUUAUUGUAUUUGUAAUCAUGUAAGGAUUCUCCAAUUGAUACUUCACGCAGUGACCGCAUGGCUUUUGUACAAUUAAAAUUCUGGUACUCUGGUAAAC
This is a messenger RNA of Paramacrobiotus metropolitanus, 2256 nucleotides long. RefSeq names its product protein phosphatase 1 regulatory subunit 7-like. The coding region runs from base 892 to 1881 and encodes 329 amino acids. Gene Ontology annotation, molecular function: protein binding. NCBI's taxonomy places the organism in Eukaryota, Metazoa, Tardigrada, Eutardigrada, Parachela, Macrobiotidae. The record is from RefSeq and is a predicted model, not a curated record. The transcript has 10 exons.